AGAGUGUACUAACUUGUAAAACACUGGCUGUUUGGGGAACAGGUAGUAACUAAUUUUUGGUUUGAUGUGUCUAGUUUUGAAUUUAAUCCUGUUGUGCUUCUUGUGACUUUUAGUUUCCUAGGCUCUGUGUGGCUUUGUUAGCUGGGAGAGUUGCAAUAUGAUAAAUAAGAAGUGUCAGUCGACUAAGUGAUGUGACAAGUUUGUAUUUAAUCAGUUUUGCAUUCUUAAAACCAGCUCUUUGAGUUUUACGUGCUGGUUAACUAUUCUGAGGUAAGGGAGAAAAUACUGUGUACAUUUGUCUAUUUGUCCUUUAUCUACCUGCCUCACCCUUUCCCUCUAUUAUGCUCUCUGCACAAAGCUUUUUCUGCCUUCCCCAUCCAGAGUUUCAGAUUGCAGCAACAGUGUUGGUGGAUGUUUUGGUGUGAACUUGUUGCUUGGAUUUACUUCUUUUACUUCAGCAGAUUGACCACUUGUGUGGCCACUGUUGUUUUUUUUUUUUUUUUUUUUUUUUUUUUUUACAAAUAUUGGUUUAUUUUAACCAGUCUCUCAUGGCCUCAAGCAGGUCAUGACUGGGUUUAACCAAGUAAGUUGGGAUUAGAAUAGGUGUGGCAUUUAAUAAUUAACUUUCUGGUUACUCAGGUCCAGUAGGAAACCUAUAAUGAGUCUGUUUUCAUUUUGUUUACAGGAAUAGUUAUCUGCUUAGUCUCAUCCUUCAUAUUUGGCAAUCUGAAGAAAAGGUCUGAGCCAGCAUGAAGACAGAAUCCCCUCUUCAUUAGAGAAAAACUCCUUUGCUGGCACUGGGUACUGAUGGUGUGUUCUGACUCCUCAGCUUUCUGCCCGCCGCAGUUCAUUUCAAGGAGUGCACGAUGACAGAGCGUGGAAUUAAAUGGGCCUGUGAGUAUUGUACAUAUGAGAAUUGGCCUUCUGCAAUCAAGUGCACCAUGUGUCGUGCCCAGAGACCCAGUGGAACAAUUAUAACAGAAGAUCCUUUCAAAAGUGGUUCCAGUGAUAUCGGGAGGGACUGGGAUCCUACGAGUACUGAAGGAGGGAGCAGUCCUUUGAUAUGCCCGGAUUCCAGUGCAAGACCAAGGGUUAAAUCAUCCUACAGUAUGGAAAGUGCAAAUAAAUGGUCGUGCCACAUGUGCACGUACUUGAACUGGCCAAGAGCUAUAAGGUGUACCCAGUGCUUGUCUCAGCGCAGGACCAGGAGUCCCACGGAGUCCCCUCAGUCUUCGGGCUCUGGGUCCAGACCUGUCCCUUUUUCUGUGGAUCCGUGUGAGGAAUACAAUGACAGAAAUAAACUCAACACAAGGGCUCAGCACUGGACUUGUUCUGUUUGUACAUAUGAAAACUGGGCCAAGGCCAGGAAAUGUGUUGUAUGUGACCACCCCAGACCCAACAACAUUGAAGCAAUAGAACUGGCAGACACAGAAGAGGCUUCUUCCAUCAUAAAUGAGCAAGACAGGGCUCGGUGGAGAGGCAGCUGUAGUAGUGGUAAUAGCCAAAGAAGAUCUCCACCAACAACCAAACGUGAAUCUGAUGUGAAAAUGGACUUCCAAAGAAUUGAAUUGGCUGGAGCUGUUGGCAGCAAGGAGGAGCUUGAAGUUGACUUCAAAAAACUAAAGCAAAUAAAAAAUAGAAUGAAAAAGACUGACUGGCUUUUCCUAAAUGCUUGUGUGGGAGUUGUGGAAGGUGAUUUAGCUGCCGUGGAAGCCUACAAGUCAUCCGGAGGGGACAUUGCCCGGCAGCUGACGGCGGACGAGGUGCGGUUGCUGAACCGCCCGUCUGCCUUCGACGUGGGCUACACCCUGGUGCACCUGGCCAUCCGCUUCCAGAGGCAGGACAUGCUGGCCAUCCUCCUCACUGAGGUGUCCCAACAUGCAGCCAAGUGCAUUCCUGCCAUGGUGUGUCCAGAGGUGACGGAACAAAUCCGCCGUGAAAUUGCUGCAUCUCUUCAUCAGCGAAAGGGAGACUUUGCUUGCUAUUUUCUGACUGACCUUGUGACGUUUACGUUACCUGCAGAUAUUGAAGAUUUACCGCCCACAGUCCAGGAAAAAUUAUUUGAUGAAGUACUUGACAGAGAUGUUCAGAAAGAGCUGGAAGAGGAGUCUCCCAUCAUUAACUGGUCCCUGGAGCUGGGGACACGCCUGGACAGCAGGCUGUACGCACUUUGGAACCGCACUGCCGGGGACUGCCUGCUCGACUCCGUGCUCCAGGCAACCUGGGGCAUCUACGACAAGGACUCCGUGCUGCGCAAGGCUCUGCACGACAGUUUACACGACUGCUCCCACUGGUUCUACACACGCUGGAAAGAGUGGGAAUCGUGGUAUUCCCAAAGCUUUGGUUUACAUUUUUCCUUGCGAGAGGAACAGUGGCAGGAAGAUUGGGCAUUCAUUCUCUCUCUUGCAAGCCAGCCUGGAGCGAGUUUGGAGCAGACACACAUUUUUGUACUUGCACAUAUUCUUAGAAGACCAAUUAUAGUUUAUGGAGUAAAAUAUUACAAGAGUUUUCGGGGAGAAACGUUAGGAUAUACCCGCUUCCAAGGUGUGUACUUGCCUUUGUUAUGGGAACAGAGUUUUUGUUGGAAGAGUCCCAUAGCUCUGGGCUACACGAGGGGCCAUUUCUCCGCCCUGGUUGCCAUGGAGAACGAUGGCUAUGGCAAUCGAGGCGCUGGUGCUAAUUUGAACACUGACGAUGAUGUUACUGUUACUUUUCUACCCUUGGUGGACAGCGAGAGGAAAUUAUUGCACAUUCACUUCCUUUCUGCUCAAGAGAUAGGCAACGAGGAGCAGCAGGAGAAGCUGCUGCGGGAGUGGCUGGACUGCUGCGUGACAGAGGGAGGGGUUCUGGUGGCCAUGCAGAAGAGCUCCCGCCGGCGCAACCACCCGCUGGUCACCCAGAUGGUGGAGAAGUGGCUCGACCGCUACCGGCAGAUCCGGCCCUGCACGUCCCUGUCCGACGGCGAGGAGGACGAGGACGACGACGACGAGUGAGGGGGAAUAAAGUGCGAAUGAGCAGCGCAGAGCGCGUGACCCCGAGUGAGCGUCGUGCUGUAGCAGUCGGGUGUGCAACGACCCGUGUUCUAGGGGAUACAUGCUGGGAAGGAUUCUCCGACAGCACGGGGAGAGGAUGGGUGCUCAUCCUGCUGCCUGGAGAGAGCCAAAUGGGCUGGACUACAGUUUGUAUAAAAACACGAAAAAAGAAACAAAAAACAGCUAAUUUUAUUAUCAAGAUGGAAAAAGAAAACAACAAAACCAACAAACCAAACCAACCCCAUUUUUCUUUUUGACUGUAAAUCUGUCUAUAAAUGUACCGCAUGUGGUUGUGUUAAGAGGUUGUGUAAUAGGAAACGUAUACCAGCAUCUUAAUUAUUGCAGAGAAAUUUUUCAACUAAGGGCACUUCUGAAAGCACAUGUGAGCUGGAUGGAUAUCUCCUCCCUCUGAGAUUCUUUUACAGUAGAACCUGGUCUUCUCCAUCACCUUUUAGAUACUCUGACAUUUCCUUCAAAGGCCCUUUGCUGUGAAACCUCACUAGUGCCCAGGUCAGAUUGUGAGAGGUUUUUUUUUUUGUUUGCACAGAUAUCCACAGCAAGUCAUAAGCAAAAAUAUAUUCAUUCUUUUACUAAUAUUUUAGUUAUUGCUGUGCCCACAUAAUAAAGCCUAAACUCUAUGGAACAAACUGGAAGAGAAGCUAAAUUUUCAUUGAGUGAAAUAAUUUGUUUCCUGAAAAAGCUUUUUGGGGUUUUUUUUACCUUUUUUUUCCUUCUAAUAGUUAAUAGAUUCCUUUCAGUAUACAUAAGUAUAUUUAUUCAGAGAAGUGACCUAAAAGAUAGGGAUUUUAUUCCUUUGAGCAUACACUAAACAAAAUUGUGUGAAAUCUGAGAACUUGAACACAAUUGAGAAUUUAAUCUUGUCAAAACUCCAUCUUGCUGUGUUAUAAUUUUAUCAUUUAUUCUUUGAUCACUCAAACUUUGCUGCAAAUGAAAAAACACCUUUUUAAAGGUUACUCCUCGGUCACUAAAUCUAGUGAGAAUCCACUUGGCAGUUCUAAUUAAAAAGAAGAAUCUAUGCUCAAGUUGUUUAAAAGCACUGUUCUAUAUUUCUCAGUAUGUAAACCUGGGAAUUUCUUGCAUGUUGAUUGAUGUGGCCAUACUUAAACUUAUGUAAGUUCCUAAGACUGUAAGUUCAGAGUAUAUUCUCCAGUAGAAAUUUUAUUAUAUUUGAUAACUUUAGCCAUGUAACCUGUAAUGGAUAAAGUUUAUCUAAAAAUCUCAUUGAAACACUAAAGGUUAAUGCCAGUUUUUACAUAUACAGUGCAAUUCAGGUUGUCUUGAAAAGCACUUUUGAUUGUGUGGUGGUUGAAUAAGAAAUUUUGCAGUAGAUGAAAUUGUUUUAAUUAGAAUUUGGAAAGACGCCCCAUAGCACCUAUUUUUAUGUAGUUCAGAGCUAUGGAAACCCUGAGGAACUUGCUGCUUUUUCUUCCAAAUGCUGCUUAGAUGGUGUUGAAACGUGCACAACUCCUACAGAAACUUGGUGACGACACCGAAAGUAAAGAAUUAAUGAAGUACUGUAUUAAUUCUGCAAUUUUCCUGUCCUAGAUUCCACUGAGGUUUAUUAUAUCUUCACCUUUUUUGGCCAUUAGAUUUCCUCUGCUUGGUGCAUGCCCAGAUUUCCAGGUGAAGGAUGAAUGCUGCUCUGCCAUGUGUGAGUGACCCAAAUUCACCAACCCCAGAUAUUACAGGGGUUCCUCAUGAGCGCACGAUCCUGGUCCAAGUUCCCUUUCUCAAUUGGGAUUUUUUUUUUUUUUUUCUUGUCCUUACCUUGCAGUGAAAUCCUUUUAUACCUUGUCUAGCUGAGGAUGUAAAGCUUUUCUGUCAGGGGAGCUGAAUGCAGGGUGAGCUGGGAUGAGGAUUUCCAUGCCCUGAGCUGCUCUGUGCUGGAGUGGUUUAUGUGUUGUGCUGUGACCGUGGGGGUCCAAACUCAGCCAGACCUGUAAGUUCAGAUCCCAGCCUGCCCCUGACCAGCUGCCCUGUGGACAGAAGGACAAGCCCCUGAGUCCUUGGGCUGCUUCAAGUCCAUGGGCAGCCUGCAUUGUGGCCCUGUCCCCCAGGCCUUCCCAGAGCAGGGGAGUCCCCAUGGCCAGUUCAGCUGUUCUAAAACGCAUGCACCAAUGAGUUUCUCACUCUGCUCUGACAAGACAGUCCUGGUACUUCGGAUGACUUGGCUUCCUUGAUCAUUAUUGCUUUGUUCUGAUAUGCUGUACAAUGUUCUGUUCAGGUUCACAUGCUUCACAGGCCCUUUUGGAACUGGUGAAGUGUCUUUUCCAGAAUCAGAGUAAUCCAAACCUCCUGUACCUGUAGAUUAAAGAACUGCAACCCCUGGCUUCAUGCUCGCACUGCAAUCAGUGUAUGUCAGUGGCUCCUCAAUCACACACCUGAAAGUUUACAGACACUGAGACUAAUCUG
This is a messenger RNA of Cinclus cinclus, 5465 nucleotides long. RefSeq names its product zinc finger RANBP2-type containing 1 (gene ZRANB1). The record is from RefSeq and is a predicted model, not a curated record. The coding region runs from base 867 to 2993 and encodes 708 amino acids. Gene Ontology annotation, cellular component: nucleus; cytoplasm. Lineage: Eukaryota; Metazoa; Chordata; Aves; Passeriformes; Cinclidae. Gene Ontology annotation, biological process: positive regulation of Wnt signaling pathway; protein K29-linked deubiquitination; cytoskeleton organization. Gene Ontology annotation, molecular function: cysteine-type deubiquitinase activity; K63-linked polyubiquitin modification-dependent protein binding. The transcript has 10 exons.